Molecule: messenger RNA, 2983 nt
Organism: Musca domestica (house fly)
Lineage: Eukaryota; Metazoa; Arthropoda; Insecta; Diptera; Muscidae
Product: RE1-silencing transcription factor-like
Exons: 5
Coding region: 206-2947 (913 amino acids)
Source: RefSeq, a predicted model, not a curated record
CGUAAACAACAGAGCACUCGGUGAUUUUGUUUUCUGUUUAUUUUUUAUCAGUCAUUGCCGGUUUGCCUUCUCAUUUGUUUUGUUGAUCUUCGAAAUGUUUCUAAGGACAUUGCUUUUGGAAUAGCAUAGGAUCAGGAUAUUCAUAUAUUAGAAAAAAUUUUGAUUAAGGCCGGAGGACAGCAUUCAUUCAAAGCCAGUAAAUAGAAUGGCACUGUGUUGCAUGUGUGGUCAUAAAUUUAACAAGGAUGAGGAGGAGAAGGGACCAAAGCUUUCCAAACCAGCAGAAGAGUUCGUAAAGAAGUUCUUGAAACUUAUGGAUUUGGAGCCUGUAAAUAAAACAUUCGGGACCUGCAGACAGUGCACUUUGGACGUGGAAAGUGUACAAGCAAUUCUACAUCGUAUAAAGCAAGAAAGGGAAACAUUUGUGCAGAAUUUUAAAGAUUCUGCAUCUACGAUGGGAAACGACAAGAUCGAAGAUGUCAUGGACGUUAAUUGUUAUGUUCCCAAUCAUGAUUUGAAACCAUGUAAUAAUGAUUCUGAUAAAAUAAAGGACACGAACGCUAUCUUCUCACGUGAAAAAAGGAAUAGGAAGCCCCCUAAACGUUAUUCCCACGAGGAACUAGAAACAAAGAAAGCCAAAAUCCAAUGCAUUGGUAAAAAUAAUGAUACCACAACUCUGGAAACUCUACCCAAAAUGGCAUUUGUAAAAGGUGUGGGUAAUGCCCAAAUUUUGGGUGAGCUUACUGAAAUCUGUGACAAAACUCAUAGAUUUCGUCUACGUUUCAUUUGUCGUAAAUGUAAGAAUAUCUUUGGCAGGGAAAAUGAUUUCUGCCAGCACAUUCUGGAACAUGCCGCGGCGACUGAAGAAAUCGAUAAACUGCGAAAAUCAAUUGAAAAGUUACAAUAUCUUUGCGCAAUUUGUUCCAAGACAUUUGAGGAUAACUUUGCAGUGCGCCGGCAUUAUAAAAAUGCGCACAGUGAGGAGAGAAGGUUCAGAUGUGCCAUGUGUGAUGCCACCUUUAAGUAUGAAUUCAAUCUCAGCUAUCACAUGGCCAAGCAUUUAGAUGUGAAGGCAUAUCAGUGUGAAUAUUGUCAAAAAUCAUUUGUAUUAAAUUCGGAGCUGAAAAUUCACCUAAGGACACAUACUGGAGAGAGGCCAUACAAAUGUUCGAUUUGUGAUAAAACCUUUGGCCACCAAUCAAAUUUAACGGCCCAUCGCCGAAUACAUGAGGAAAAGGUGUCCCUGUCCAAAGUGAGAAAUGCCGUUGUUAAAAGGCUAGAAUGCAGUUUAAAAGAAGAAGGUGGGAAGAAUGAUAGAAAUGAAGACCAAUCCCAGAAAACUGCUAACCAUGAAAACACUGACGAGAGGAGUGUUUCCCUAUGUCCACCUAGAACAAUUACCCUAAAUCAAUAUUGCAAAAACGAAUCAUGGAAUUUGGAUUCACAACAGGAGCUACAGAUAAUUCCAACUAAAAACCCCACAGGUCGCUCCAGAGACCCAGAAAAUCAAAGCAGCCACUUCAGCAUUUCAAGUACAGAUUUAAAUCCAAAGAAAAUAGAUAGGACGGUCUUGCCAAACACCAAAGGAAAGUUGCCUGUAAAAGCUUCGACACCAAUAAUACCAAGUGAUAAAAUAGAUUUUGAACCGACAAUAACUCGAUUCCGGCAGAAACCGAAAAUAAGUUAUGCCCUAAGAACGACACCUUUAAAAUAUAAAAUAUCCCCAUAUUCGCUGCUGAAAAAGAAUGCGGUACAGAGCAAUGCGAGAGUAAAUGAAAUUAAGGAGGUUGCAACAACAGAUCAUACACUGCGAAUAGAUAUGCAAAAAGAGGGUAUUGAUAAGAAGACUCCAGCAAAAAAUCUUAAUAGAUCCAAUGAUAUUCAAAAUGAAGAUUCAUUAGCAAAGGCCAUCCCUCCAGAUUCUCCAAAGAAUGUAGUUAUUCAAAAAGUGGGAGUUGGACAAACAGCAAAGAACUCCCCCAAAAAUAAUUUUAAGAAAUCGGAAGAUAUUCUAGAUCAAACUACUUCCGUACCAUAUUCUUCUUCUCAUUCUUCACCAUCAUUGUCACAAUUGAAAGGAAAUAUUGCAAAGCUGGAUAUUGUCAGAACUACAAAAAAUAAUCACAACAAAAAUCCUCCUCCACUGAAAGCAGAUUUGCAAAAAAGGGGAGUUGGAAAAGUAGAAAAUAACUCCUUACCAAAUAAUGUAAAUAAAACUGAAGAUUCGUCGGCCAAAGUCAUCUCUCCAAAUGAAACUUCUGCUACGCCUUCCCCAUCAUCACAAUCAAAUGAAAAUAUAAAUAAAUUAGAGAUUGUGAGAACCACAAAAAAUGACAUAACCAAUACCACUGCCCAAUCCUCCACCAAAGCUCUAAUACGCAAUGUUGUGGUCCUGCCCGCUUUAAACAUGCACGACAUCGUAACCCAGCCGCCACCCAACCUGGUGAAAAUACCCGCAGAAUAUAAAUUCCAAUGUACAACGUGUUGGAAAUAUUUCAAACAAAAAUCAGCCCUAACCAAACACCAGCGGACGCACACAGGCGAAAAGCCUUACAAAUGUAAUUUGUGUCCCAAACAAUUUACCGAUCCUUCGAAUUUUAAACGUCACAGAGCCUUGCAUACCAAGGCUGCCGAGGAGCUGAAUAUAUCACGGCCCAAACCACCAGUUUCACCUGCCCUUUCGACGGCUGCUUCUGAUCCCGAUCCAGAUGGUAUUGAGGCAAUGCAAACCAUAGAACGUUUUGAAAUAAAUGAUGACGACGACGAUGAUGAUUUUGAUGACUACGAUGAAGAUGAUAUGGAAAGUUAUCUAUGGUAUGAUGUCCUGCAACAUUCUCUGCGGAAUGAAGAGAUACGAGACAAUAUAAGACAGAAUUUAAUGGCAAUUAGUAAUAGCAUUAAACCGGCUGUGAUGUCCAAUGUAUUUUUGAACGACAACCCGGAUUGAAUGAAGAAUUUAUUUAUUAAAUUGUUGUAAAGUUCA